Molecule: messenger RNA, 237 nt
Organism: Schistosoma spindalis
Lineage: Eukaryota; Metazoa; Platyhelminthes; Trematoda; Strigeidida; Schistosomatidae
Source: the annotation of a GenBank genome assembly
AUGUUAAAUAAUUACCAUUUAUCAUUUUCUAUUAACACAGAAUUACAUAUUCCGUCGUUAACUUGUAUUCAAACUUCGUUCUCAUCAUCAUCAUCAUCAUCAUCAUCAUCAUCCAAAUCAUCAUCAUCAUCAUCAUCCAAAUCAUCAUCAUCAUCAUCAUCAUCCAAAUCAUCAUCCAAUUCAUCAUCACCAUCCAAUUCAUCAUCAUCAUCCAAGUCAUCAUCAUUAAGAAUAUAA